Messenger RNA from Amoebophrya sp. A120, 8296 nucleotides. Lineage: Eukaryota; Dinophyceae; Syndiniales; Amoebophryaceae. The record is from the annotation of a GenBank genome assembly.
GGGGUCCGAAAGUUCAGGAAUAUUUAGUAGCAUCCGAUACAAGUUCUCCCACGAUCUUGCUCCCUACCGCAAUAAUGUUCUUGCUGCGGCACAAUUUUGAAACGUCGCGCGACAUAGAGGUCGUUAACAAGUUUUCCGAUUUGUAGAUACCAAGAUGCCGUCCCCAACCAAAACUUACGGCCGCGCGCCGCCACCAGCGCACUUACCCACAGCCGGAUCUUCCGAGCAUGGCAUGAACCUUUUUCAAAAUAACUACCGCGUCUCUGGGCCUCCACCGAUGUUCCCACCGGGGUCGUCUUCUGCUGGGAACGGAUUGCGACCUUCUGGAGCUGGGUCUUCUGCUGUGGGCUCUGGUAUUGGUCUUGGUAUCGGAGUUGCGGCGCAAAACCGGUUUGCUGGUGGUGCUACAACCGGGCCUUCACCAGCGAAAUUUCUUUACAAUAGCAACCAGAACAUUAUUAAACCGCAACAACCGCAACCACAACGGCAAAGUACCCAACCACCUAUUACAACCACACAGCAUGAUCAUGAAACUUGCAAAGAGCCUGAGCAAACGUCAGAAGAAUUAAACGAGUUAGAUAUCACCCGUUCUCGAUGCGGCUACCCGGUCGAUUCUGCGGAAGAUGAGACGCAGGUCGUGGAGAACAACAAUAAGAAUAACAACAAUCCGAGACGGCAAUCCGUGACAAGUGUUACGAUUUCCCCGGAAAAAGCAGCAAUGCUUGCAGGAAGUAGCCAGGGAUUACAACAACAAAACAAGCCACAAGUGAUCGUCUCUCCCGGCGGCACCGCGAGACGUGUUUCGCAAAGUGACAACCACUAUCAAAUGCAAAUAUGUCUGGAUCUGGGAGACUGCGGGUUUUGUCAUGCUAGUCUGACAUGACUCAGAACUCUGUAUUGCGUGGCCGCGAAGAGCUCCUCUUGGCUGUCAUGCAGAAACGUAGUUUCUCAUGCGGAGUACGCAACUCAGAAGCACUGAAAAAUUUGUCAUGCUUGGCAGCGCAUUACAGUGUGCUCACUAUUCCCUUCCUUGCAUGACAGGUUUCCAGACAUCCAGGGAUAUUUGCAUUCCAUAACCACCAGUCCAUGCCACCGGCCUUGCCAAGUUUCAGGAGUCAUUUUCAACUGUUCGGAGGAUAUCAAAUGUAAAAAUGUCUGGGUCUGGAAGAAUGCAAGAUUUGUGAUGCAGGUUUUCCAUGACCCAUGAGGUCGGGAAUGCGAGACCCAGCAUGACAGAUUUCUUGAGGUCUCUAUCAUGCCUUUCCUGCAUGAGAAACUCCCCCUCAAGUUGGUCAAAAGCGGACAGCUUUUGGUACUCACGCAACACAGAUUUUUGCAUCAUUGAGAUUUAGCAUGACAAGUUGUAACCUUCCAGACCCAGACAUAUUUGCAUUUCAUAGAGGAGCUUCUGGGACGAGCAAUGUUGGCGCACCUCGUUCCGGGUUUAACAGCUUGAACUUCGCGGCUAAUAAUUUCCGAGGAAAUAGUACCGGACUAGUACACGACUUUGGACACCUACCCGGAUCUACUUCGGGUACGCACACCGUUCCCAAACCACAGCAGAUGACGAGUCAACAAAAUCCGGUUUCUAAUUCCCCAACUACCUACGACGAGGAUAACAGCAACACAAACCACUCCAUGACUGUCCCACGACAGCACGACUUUAAUAAUACUUUCCAAGGUAUAAACCGGGAUCAAACAAAAGACGCCGGCGCCGGGAGCAGCAGCGUCAGUGUCAGUCGCGGGAUCGUUCUUGGCACCGGAACUGCUUGUGCUAGUAGUCUCGGAGGACCAAACUGUCCACAACAAGGAGCAAAAAUUCUGGGGAACAACAGCAAAUUUCAGUCUCGCUUUACCAGCCCGCAGCCGCAGUUCACUUUCGGGGGAGGGUUUGUGCCGCAUCUCGGUGCAGCAGCAGGUGUAGCAGCAAGUUCAUCCAGUGCGAAAAACUCCAUGGUGGGGUCAAGUAGUGUCCGGAGUUUGUCCGUCGGGCCAAGGUUCGUGAACGACAAAACUUCUGCCACACAAGUAAAUCCAGGAACAACUGCGCCGGCUAUCGUGGUCGAAAAUCCACCGCCAAAUAACCCCCGAUCAGGUUUCCAGUUCGGUAGUCGGGGGUUUGGUUUGAACCUGGUAAAUUUCGGAACCACUAGCCCGGGACCACAGAACAAUGCGGUCUUCGAUCCAAAUUGCACCAGCUCUGGGAUAGUACAGCAGCAAAUAAAUUCUUCCUCCAACCCGCCGCCAAAAAAACGGUCCAGUUUCACUCUGAAUUUCCAGAACAGCUGGAUCCGGAACAUGAAAAUCCCCACUGCAGCGGGUUGUGCAGGAGCAGCAUCGUCCACCAACUCGAGGCUGCAACUCAGACCGGACAGGGUCAGCCACGGGCCGUCCAGUCCGACGCAGGUGGUUUCCGCGACGAUCGUACCGGCGGGCGGAGAAGUACUAACGCUCGCCCCAAUGUCGAAACAAACGUCUGCCGCGGAAGAUUUCCUGCAAUCGAAGGAAGAGCAGGAGAUGAAAAAACAACAUUUUUUACAGGCGACGAAAUUAACCCGAGAGCAGGUCCUUGGCGGUUCAUCAUCCGGCGUGCAGACGAAGAAGAAGGUCAUGAGCUCGAGUCCGAACAAAACGAGGAACGGAAUUACGGCGAACGCUGGUACUGCUAGAAGUACAAAUGCGGCGAAUCUGAAAGAAGUGGCGCGACAGAGGUUGGAGGAAAGAAGCAGCUCGCCGAUCAUUUCUUAUCAAAUGCAAAAAUGUCUGGGUCUGGAAGAACUUGUGAUGCUGCGCUUGGAUGUCUAAAAAAUUUGUGUUGCAUGAGCAGCAAAAGGGAUUGCUAAGCGGAGAGGGCAUUUUCCAUGCGGAAUAGGCAUCAAGAGCCCCUUAAAAAAAUUGUGAUGCUAGGGCAUGCAUCACAGACAUCAUGGCUCCUGCAAACCGUGCAUGACAAGUCUCAGAACCUUCCAAACCCAGACAUUUUUGCAUUUGAUAUCUCGUCGCCUUUGACGAUUGUGGAAACGUUAAAUCCGGAAUCCUUCGACAGCUUGAGACGGGAUUACAAGGAGUUGCAGGGGAGGCACCGGAGAUUGCAGGAUCGGUAGAUGAGAUAGUGGUUUGUUGAAAGAACCUGAUGAACCAUUGUCGUGUUUUCAUCUUGCGGUGUAAGAAUUGAUGUGAACAACAACAAUGUGAUUCCUUGCAUGAUAGCAGUAGAGCAGAAUUGCAGCUGCAAGGAGAUCAUGAUCCACCCUAAAUUUUUACAAACAAACGAAAAAAUCUUUAUCAGGAUCGGCAAACUAACCGUCGCCUACAAUUCUGCGCAGGAAAAAAUCGGGCAGGUCGAGCGGCAAAACAAAAUUUUACAAACCACUGUGGACCGGCAGAAGGACUUACUCGCGAGAGAACGAGCGAAAAACUUGGCGCUGCGAGCGAGAGACGUUCCCGUCGCUGGGGGUGCAAGGACGGCGCCAGCCACAAGACAGGCUAGCUCUGGUACUAUAUUCCAUUCAUCAUGGUGAAGAUCAUAGUUUGGCAUGCACAACAUGUAGGAUCAGCCUGAGAGAUGUGCUUUGUCAUGCAGAAAGAGCAUUACUAUAUUUUCCAUUUACACAAACAAUCUCAAUCAGAUAUCGCCGGCAACAAGACCAUGACCCGUGCGCGCGUGGUGUCACCGCAGUUGACCAAGACCCGAGUCAGAAUCGCCUCUCCUGCACCCAGUUCUUCGCCGGUAUAAUUUGAAUAGAGGUUUUUUUUUGUUGACGAUACAAUUGAAAAACUCACUUCUCUGUAUCAAUCUGUACAAUGCAAGUGCCUGCAUGACAAACGCAUUUUUAUCAAAUCUCUAAACUCAGCCCAAGCCCCUGAACUACAAUGCAUCUCGCACAACCGCCCAGAAGCACAGCACGACUGCGAGAACGACCGGCGGGGGUGUUGCGGUGCUUUCCACCGGGAAGAAAAUCAUUACCAAUUCGCAGAAGUCUUCGCCGAACAUUGUGGACCACAGCAGGGCGGAAGAAGAGGAAGAGGAAAAUGAUCAGAACAUCAGUGACGAUUCGGAAGAUCAUGCCGACGAUGAUUUAAAUGAGGAGAAUUACAUUACAGGAACCGCAGAAGACCAUAUCCCACGAAAAAACGGUUUCUCUGUGAAGAUGAUUUUGCAAGAUCCGCAUCACAAGUUUGUUACACAUGACACAGAAAAUUUGCCAUGCGCAUAAUUUUCUCAAGGGAAAACACGCUUGAAAAUCCAACGUCUUGCAGGUGCAGCAAGACAAAUAGUUCUGCGUUCCAUUUGCUGCAUCACAAGUUCACAGUGAAACAAUUUUUUCUUGCGAUAGAGCACUACAACCGACAGUCGAACUCCCCCAACGUCCCUCCGCCGGUUAUGGCGUUCUCGACUGUUACAUUCUCAACUGCUACACGAAUUUGUGAUGCAAGAAUGGCAAAAGUGAAAGAAAGGACCUUGCGCGUCUUGCAUGACAGAUUUGGCGCAGAGUCUUAGCCUUUUUGGCCGUCUGAAAAUUUGUUAUGCGAAGCAGCUUGAUGGCGUCGAUAGUCAAGGCAAUUUUGCAUGGCAAAUCAUGUAACAGUUGAGAAUGUAGCGCUUGAGAACCCCAUACCGGUCUCCGCACGGUUAAGGACGCGGGAGGAGAUUAGCAAGAAGCAGGGUGAACAUAAUCUGACCAGUCCGGCGACUGGGGGACGUGUCGCAUGUGGUGGUCCUGCUGGUCCACCACCAAUGUCUGCACGAGGUGGGGGGACAGCGACCAACCGGGCAGUAGUACCGAAGGAGGUGAAGGUGACAAGCAUCGUAGAAACGGCUGCGAGUCCCGAUCAUGUGGUUGAGUACAACCGGCCGAUAGAGCCGGAAGAACCUGUCAAGCAGAUCGAGAAGGUCGAAGUGAUUGACAAAACCGAGAGUUCUACAACUAGUGCGAUGAAAAAGAUGGAUGAAGACGCAAAUAUGGCGAUGGCGCUGCGGUUGCAAGCGCAGAUGCGCAAGGCGCUGGAGAAGAGCAGAUCUAGUCCGGGGCGGAUAGGGUCUUUAUCUACAAAUUCCAUGGUUCGAAACAGCACCCAAGACUCCACGUCCGCGCAAAACACGGCGUCUCUGGCGAAUAGCGGUUCAAAUCAUGCUGGUGACUCUUCGUCCGGUUCGGGUUCGGGGUCGAGUUGCUCGAAUUCGAUGGUGAACAACAACAGUAAUCGCAACAAUUUAACCAACAGUUCCUCUUCUAGUAGUUCGGCGUCGCAGAAUUCUGGAUCGAACUCGGGUAGUGGAACCAGUCACAGUUCUAUCCAAGGAAAGAACUACAUUGUUAGUGUAAGUUUGUGAUGCGCAACCGCAAUCUGCAAAAUGAUUGCGACUGUCAUGCCGGGCAUGCAUUGCAAGUGCGUUUUCACGUACAAUCUGCGCAUGAGAGGUUUUUGCUUCCAUGCCAGACAGAUUUGAUGUGAUGCUGUUCCUCCAAAAAAGUUACACCGACAAUCUUUUUUUUCCGGAUAAGUUCUUCAAGUUCCUCUUACAAGUCCAGCCCCCAGUCCCACAGCUCGGCUUCCUCUGCCGCGGUGCAGAAUCGGGUGUUGCCGGUUGACGAGAGUCAACAAAACAUCUCAUCGGCUUCCGCCAGCUCCGCUUCGAGUUCCGCCGCCUCUGGUUCAGCAUCUGCGAAUAGCCAGAGCUGCAAUAGUAGUUCAUCAAAAUACGCAGUCACGGUGAGCGAGUCUACUGCUCAACAAGCAAACUCUGUUUCUUCUGGUGCACAGCAGCAGCAGCCGCCGAUGUCUGCCAGGUCGAAUCGAAACAACAACUACACGACAACAUCAAGUGCGAAACCCUCCCCCGCAAUUUCAUCGAAGAGCUCCGGUGCAAUAAACAGAUCCAACCGGCAGACGCCGAAGCAGCAGGCAGUGAAAGAUCAGUCUGACGCGGAUCAGCAAUCCGACGUGACGCACAAAAACAGCAAUCUGCAGCAAUACGGAACAACAGCUCGCGCGUCCGCCACGAAGGGACGGGCCGAGGGGGUUGCGGCGUUGCGGGCCAAAUUCGGGGGGAACGCGAUCGUCAAAUCGAAUGUCAAGAACUACCACGGUGGCAUCGGGAACACGAAAAAAAUUUCCCCGACGGUGGGGCGGAAUAAUAAACCACAGCUAUUGAUGCAAAACAGCAACAACUCGAGCGGAAAGAAGAGCGCGAAGAUGAUGAAUAAAGAGGCUCUAGUAUUCCACCCCGAAACCAGAACCACGGUAGAUCAUGAGGACGAAGCGGCGGAAGGUUCUUCUUUUGCGAACAAGGAUUUAUUGCAGGAAGACACGGCCAAUAAGAUGAUCGUGACGACGAAUUCGGUGGAGGAGGAACCCAGGUCAUCGGAGCACAUCAACCCUAGCAGGAUGACGCGUAUUCUUUUGUUUCAUGCUGUUUUUGUUUUGCAUUUUUACGAAGCGAUGCCUUUUUCGGUAAACUCAGAACUACGGCGUGCUGACCCUCCUCGGGUUGUACUUGAAUACAUCCGUGACCAUGCAUGUUCAGAGGAACUACCCCCUAAAAAUUAUCCCCAACACCAGGUCAAGAUGAAGAUACCAGAGGCGCCAUGCUCGGGAUGAAUGCAGCUCCUGGCCGCGUGACUACAGAACAACAAGAUCCCCGUACUGGUCCCGCGGGAAAUUCCACAUCCGCCCCGCUGAAAAACUCCAUCAUCACGGGAGUGAACCUGCUGCCGCAAAACCAGAACAACUCCAGCAUCUGGCCGCCACCCCCAGCCCACCGGCAGUUCCAGCUGAGUUCGCAGAACUCCGGGCAAUUUGGCUUGUCCCAGUCGCUGGUGAGCCCGGGUGGUUUGUUUCAGCAGUGCUCGUUUUCCGUUCCGUUGGAUAACGACUCGAUUUUUCCGGAAGAUUCGGCAUCGAACGCCUGUUACCGAGCGAGCCCGACGGAAAGUGAGGCUGCGAAAUGGAUGAUGAUGCAAAAUCCGGCGGCUGGUGGAGCCGCGGGGAUGAUGACUACUACUGCUGCGUUUGGGCAGCAGCAGCAGAAAGUGGUGGGGCAGAACAAGGUACUUAAGUAAGUAUGUCUAUUCGAAACGGAAUCGAUUCGAUUUCAGGUCUUGUCACGCGUAGUAUUUGACGUACUUGAUGUAUGAUGAUGACGUGAAGAUAUGCUUGGUUGUACUAUGCGUAGAAAGAGAAAAACCUUUACAAACUACCCCAGCUCCCCGGCGGUCGCCAAUGGCCGCCCUUGCAAAUUGCGACCAACACGACCACUCCUGCGGCGCAACAGGACACCCGUCCGUCUGGGCAGGAGAUUCGAGAUUCGAUUCCGACCACACCGCUUUGGUUGAAGCAGCAGAACAAGAACGCGUCGGAUCCGAAUGCGGUGCCGUCUUGAGUGGUUUAUUGUUCCCAUGUAUGUGUAUCUAUACUGACAACUCGUGGAGAAUGAACUACUUCUUGAAUUAGAUCAAUAAACGUCCUGCUGUGCCUUAUUUCUUGUGAAUUCUUGAAAUGAAUCGACUUUGAUUGAACUUGAAGUAUGAUAUAGAUACUUUCUUUAUCAGGACAAGAACUACUUUAGCUUCUUUUACUCGUUAUCCCAUGCGUUCAUCUUUUUACCGCAUGCUGAAAUGUACGCAGAAUUGUUGAAAUUAUCGUUGACAUUAUCGGAUGAAUUUUAGUGAGAAUUGUUGAAGUUGUUUUUAUGGCGAAGGCGUCGUCAGAAUAUUGACUUCAAUAUGCCAGAUGACAUCAUGCGAAAUAAGAAGUUCUUUGCCGCCACGUCUUUUUUUCACCGUGAUUGCCCGUACGCCUGUUUUCUACGAACGUGCUGUUUUUAUCCUCAAAAACUCGUACUAUGGAGUACAAAUCUUUUUUCAACGACUUGUUUCUAUCACCAGCCGAAACUGGCUGUAUUACUAGUAACUCCGUUCUUUAUUACUGGACCCGUUAAUGCCUUUUCCUGAUGAUAAGUAUCAGCAUCAAAUUUCUACAACUUCACAUGUGCUGUCCCAUUUUAAUUCUUCAUGCACUUGAACUACCUAUAACCCCCGUAUGUAAAGACCGAUACCUCCUGUGCUACUUACCCCUCUUAAUUCGUGAUUUUCGCUGUAGCCUCCCUACUAUGAUGUUGUUUUUCGCCUUCACAGACGUUGGUUCUAGCUUUCGCUCAACAAUAAAUUUGUAUUCCCAAAUGAAUGAAUGUACAACGCAAAAAAAAGCAAUAUCAGUAAGCAAAUGCAAUGCGUAGAACUCUCACAGGCGAGAGUGCAAUCUCAUUUUUCUAUCGCCCCGUUGUACAAUUACA